AUGGCGGGCCCAGGAGGUAAUAAACGUAUUAUGACUGAAGUGUCACGAUUACAAGCCUUAGCUUCAAAUAAUGAUCCAGCAGGUCUUAAAUUUCUUCUUGAUAAAUCACCUAUGGACACUCCAGGAUCAAAUAUAAUUCUUGGAAGAAUAUUACCUCGAUCAGCAAUCUAUAAUCAGGCUGCAUUUCAAAUAGAAUUAAAAUUACCAAAUGAAUAUCCAUUUAAAGCCCCUGAAAUUCGUUUUAUUACGCCCAUUUAUCAUCCGAAUGUGAAUGAAGAAGGUAGAAUAUGUCUGGAAAAACUUAAUUCACCCGAAGGAUUCAAACCAGUAACACCAUUAACCGAUAUUGUCAAAGAUGUCGUUGACCGUAUUGAUAAUCCAGAUGUUGACCAUGCCCUUAACGCAGAUAUUGCUGCUGAAUACAUCAACAAUAGAUCAACAUUCGAUCGUAAAGCAACCGAACUGGUUAAAAAACAUGGUUUACCAAAAACAUAA
Molecule: messenger RNA, 495 nt
Organism: Rotaria socialis
Lineage: Eukaryota; Metazoa; Rotifera; Eurotatoria; Philodinida; Philodinidae
Source: the annotation of a GenBank genome assembly